AUGACUGAGGAAGUUAAAUCUAUCUCGCCCUACGGCAUUGCCCGCUCAACUGUCAAGGGCGAGCCUCUCUCCAAAGAGGAGAUCCAGCUGUACAAUGACUUCUUCAAGGCCAGCUGCUACCUCUCCUUAGGUAUGAUCUACCUCAAGGAGAAUCCUCUUCUUCGAGAACCCCUCAAAGCCGAUCAUCUCAAGCUUCGAUUGCUUGGUCACUUUGGCUCUGCCCCCGGCCAAAUCUUCACAUACAUGCACUUUAAUCGUCUGAUCAAGAAGCACGAUCUGGACGCUCUCUUCAUCUCUGGUCCCGGACAUGGUGCCCCCGCUGUCCUGUCUCAGUCUUACCUGGAGGGUGUCUACACCGAAGUGUACCCUGACAAGACUCAAGAUGCUGAGGGCAUGCAAAAGUUCUUCAAGAGCUUUUCGUUCCCCGGCGGAAUUGGCUCUCAUGCUACUCCAGAAACCCCUGGAUCUCUCCACGAGGGUGGUGAGCUGGGUUACUCCAUCUCGCAUGCUUUUGGUGUUGUCUUCGAUAACCCCGACUUGAUUGCUCUUACUAUGGUCGGUGAUGGUGAGGCCGAGACUGGUCCUCUGGCUACCGCCUGGCACAGCAACAAGUUCCUCAACCCAAUUGUUGACGGUGCUGUCCUCCCUGUUCUUCACCUCAACGGUUACAAGAUCAACAACCCCACAGUCCUUGCUCGAAUCUCACACCGAGAACUCGAAUGCCUCUUCAUCGGUUAUGGCUGGCAGCCAUACUUUGUUGAGGGUGACGAUGUUGAGACUAUGCACCAAGCUAUGGCUGCUACUCUCGAGCACUGCGUGGACGAGAUUCGGAAGAUCCAGAAGGAGGCUCGUGAGUCUGGCGAGGCCAAGCGACCUUUAUGGCCCAUGAUUGUUCUCCGAAGUCCCAAGGGCUGGACUGCCCCUCGCAAGGUUGACGAUAACUACCUGGAGGGUUACUGGCGAGCUCACCAGGUCCCCAUCUCAGACCCCGCCACAAACCCUGCUCACCUCAAGGUCCUUGAGGAUUGGAUGCGAAGCUACGAGCCCGAUCGUCUAUUUGACGAGUCUGGCGCGCCCAUUGCCUCUCUUCGUUCUCUUGUGCCUGAAGGUAACCGACGAAUGAGCGCCAACCCCGUCGCCAACGGUGGUGCGCUUAGGAAGCCGUUGAGAAUGCCCAACUUCAAAGACUACGCCAUCAAGGUUGACAGCCCCGGAAAUGUCAUGAACGCUAGCAUGACCAACAUGGCUGUCUUCCUCAAGGAUGUCAUUGCUGAGAACCAGACAAACUUCCGUCUCUUUGGUCCUGAUGAGACUGAGUCUAACAAGCUUGGCGGUGUCUACGCUGCCGGAAAGAAGGUCUGGAUGGGCGAGUACUUUGAGGAGGAUUCCAACGGUGGUAACCUUGCUAAGGCUGGCCGUGUUGUUGAGAUGCUUUCUGAGCAUAACUGUGAAGGUUGGCUCGAGGGUUACCUCCUCAGUGGUCGUCACGGUCUUCUCAACAGUUACGAGCCUUUCAUCCACGUUAUUGACUCCAUGGUCAACCAGCACUGCAAGUGGAUUGAGAAGUGUCUCGAGGUCGAGUGGCGUGCCAAGGUUGCCUCUCUCAACAUCCUCCUGACUGCCGUUGUCUGGCGUCAGGACCACAACGGUUUCACUCACCAAGAUCCCGGUUUCCUCGACGUUGUCGCCAACAAGAGCCCCGAGGUUGUCCGCAUCUAUCUUCCUCCCGAUGGCAACUGCCUGCUUUCUGUCAUGGACCACUGUCUCCGAUCAGUCAACUACGUCAACGUUGUUGUUUCUGAUAAGCAGGAGCAUCUUCAGUACCUCUCCAUGGACGCUGCCAUCGAGCACUGCACCAAGGGUAUUGGUAUCUGGCCUCAGUUCUCCACCGAUGCUGGACAGGAUCCCGACCUGGUCAUGGCCUCUUGCGGUGACAUCAGCACUCACGAGUCUUUGGCCGCCAUUGAUCUCCUGCUUGAGCACUUCCCUGAGCUCAAGAUUCGAUGCGUCAACGUUGUCGAUCUCUUCAAGCUGAUCCACCCCAGCGACCACCCCCACGGUCUUCCCGACACUGAGUGGACCAGCCUCUUCACUGAUGACACUCCUGUCAUCUUCAACUUCCACAGCUACCCCUGGAUGGUGCACCGCCUGACAUACAAGCGUCCUGGUAGCCGCAACCUCCACGUUCGCGGUUACAAGGAGAAGGGCAACAUCGACACGCCUCUCGAGCUUGCUAUUCGUAACCAGACUGAUCGUUUCAGUUUGGCUAUGGAUGCCAUCGACCGCAUGCCUCAACUCCACAACCGGGGCGCCUCGGCCCGCCAGGCUCUCCUCAAUGCACAGAUCCAGGCCCGCAACGAGGCCUUUGAGACAGGCAUGGACCCUCCCUUCCUUAAGAACUGGACCUGGAAGCGCAAUGGCCUUUGGAAGAAGGUCACCGACGGCCUUGUCUCUCGAUAG
Molecule: messenger RNA, 2460 nt
Organism: Fusarium subglutinans
Lineage: Eukaryota; Fungi; Ascomycota; Sordariomycetes; Hypocreales; Nectriaceae
Product: xylulose-5-phosphate phosphoketolase
Exons: 3
Coding region: 1-2460 (819 amino acids)
Biological process (GO): carbohydrate metabolic process
Molecular function (GO): aldehyde-lyase activity
Source: RefSeq, a predicted model, not a curated record